Messenger RNA from Sycon ciliatum, 2513 nucleotides. RefSeq names its product phosphatidylinositol-3-phosphatase SAC1-like. Bases 27 to 1799 code for a protein of 590 amino acids. Gene Ontology annotation, cellular component: endoplasmic reticulum. Gene Ontology annotation, biological process: phosphatidylinositol dephosphorylation. The record is from RefSeq and is a predicted model, not a curated record. The transcript has 21 exons. Gene Ontology annotation, molecular function: phosphatidylinositol-4-phosphate phosphatase activity. NCBI's taxonomy places the organism in Eukaryota, Metazoa, Porifera, Calcarea, Leucosolenida, Sycettidae.
CGCAGGAUCACUCCCGUAAAGGAAAAAUGGCGUUGGACAAGGUCCACCCAUCAUUGAAGCUCUAUACAAGCAAUGACUUCUUCUACCUCGUCCCGAAUGAUCGCUCGGAUAUUCUGAGAAUUGAUCGCGUGAGCCAUGAUAUACAAUUGAUAAAUGGAGCAGAGCCGCUGCCACCCACCGAGGAUGUACAGGAUACGUAUGGCCUCUUUGGAAUCAUUCGCCUGCUCGCAGGUCCGUAUAUGGUCAUCAUCACAGGUAGACGGCGGGUAGGCACUAUCUGUGGUCAUGAUGUCUGGAAGAUCACGAGCACAGAUGUUGUCUCAUUCGCCAGGGGAACACGCCAUCUCACAGAUCUUCAGGAGCGACACAAUCGAGAAUAUCUGGCAAUGGUGCACACGGUACUGGCCACCGAUGGCUUCUACUACAGCACAACGUACGACGUAACACAUCGGUCCCAACAGCUCUACAACACCAGUCCAGAAUUUGCUCAAAUGCCUUUGCACGAACGCGCUGACCAGCGAUUUGUCUGGAACACCCAUCUACUACGCGAUCUCUCUGUAGAGCCUGAUAUGCAUAGAUUCGCAAUACCAAUUCUCCAUGGAUUCAUUACUAUCAGUGAGUGCACUAUCAAUCAGAAGGCAUUCACGUUUGCGCUGAUAUCCAGACGAAGCACCUACCGUGCUGGCACAAGGUUCUUUGUUCGUGGCGUGGAUCGCGACGGGCAUGCGGCAAACUUCGUCGAAACCGAACAGCUGGUCACUCACGGCAAGGCCAUUGCCUCCUUUGUCCAGAUCCGCGGCUCCAUUCCACUGUUCUGGUCACAGCGACCGUCCUUGCAGUACGCACCACCGCCCAAGCUUGUCAACACCGAGUUGCAGAAAGAGGCGUUUCGGCGGCAUUGUGAAACACAGGAGGUUCAGUAUGGCUACCAAGUCCUUGUUAAUCUGAUCAAUCAGCGAGGUAGAGAGAAGCCGCUCGCAGACGCGUUUGAUGCUCAUGUCUCCCUGAUGAGCAAUCCGAGAGUCAAGUACGAUGCGUUUGACUUCCACCACGAAUGCCGCAACAUGCAGUGGCAGAAUCUGGAUAAACUCAUCACUCGCCUAAGACCGGAGCACAAGCAAUUUGGUUAUUUUGCUAUUGAUGCAGAGGACAUGGUGACGCGGCGUCAGGAGGGUGUGUUUCGUACUAACUGUAUUGACUGUUUGGACAGAACGAAUGUUGUUCAAAGCAUGCUGGCGAGAAUAACACUGAAUGAGCAACUUCAGGAUAUGGGCAUUCUACGCACCGGCGAGGCCACCGAGCUGCAUGCUAACUUUGAAAAGCUUUUCAAGAAUGUGUGGGCUGAUAAUGCUGAUGCCUGCUCAGUACAGUACUCUGGCACCGGGGCACUCAAGACCGACUUCACCAGAACGGGUAAGCGCACUAUAUUCGGGUUGAUGAGGGAUGGCUGGAACAGCAUGGUUCGCUACUACAAAAACAACUUUGCAGAUGGCUUCCGACAGGACGCGAUUGAUCUGUUCUUGGGCAAUCAUGUUGUAGAACUGGCUGAAGGAGCCAGUUUGCCAUCACCGCUAGAGAGGAAGUACAGCUGGAGAUAUCGGGUGCUGCCACUGGUACUGCUAUUUGUCUUCAGCAUGUUGAUCUUCUGCAUGAUCAUCCCUGCCACGAGUCUUCGCGCCCAGUUUAUCUACUGCGGUUUCUGGAUUAUGGCUAUCAUGUUCACGCUCUUCUUCAUGUACAAAACCGGGCCAGACUUUGUCAAUCAGCCCCGCCUGCGUGCCAAGGACAAGAAUGUCUAGAUGUGCUCUCUGCAUGUGUGUGUGUGUGUGUGUGUGUGUGUGUGUGUGUGUGUGUGUGCGUGCGCGCGCGCGCGCGAGCGUGUGUGUGUGUGUUGUGUGUGUGUGGUGUGUGCGUAUGCAUGCAUACUUUUCGUAUCUGUGUACACCUUUCCUAGCCACAGAAGGUUUUGAGGUGUUCAACUUCACUUUACAACCCGGUGUUUUAUUUUUAAGUUUACUUCGAAGUUCAUUUGCUAUCAUCUUCUGUACCCCAAGCGCCCUUUAGGAACAGACGUUGGCGCGUAUCUUUAUAACCACUUUAUUAUGCCGCAACUAUAGUAUAGGUAUCGCUUUGCUGAUAGAUUGCUUUUUGUUUGUUUGUUCCUUUCACCUAGCUGCAGGCCUGGUUGAGUUGUCCGUAUAUUCUUUUAUUUAUUGUGAUGGCUGUGCUUUUUUUCCAGUCCUUGUGCUGUUGUUUCACUCGUACCCGCGCCUUUUGGUCCGAGCGAUUCUUGCUACUUCUGCUGUGCUUCUUGUUCGUUAUUCCUUUGGUUCCACCCCCCUGCUUGUUGUUAGCUAGCUGUUGUCAGGUGCCACACUGCAUGCAGUGCAGUAUGUAUAUAUUUUGUGCACCUUUUACUUUUAGGCACAACAAUCGAACUCGACGAUGCAUGCUGUUCUUGUGUUGCUUGGUUUCAAUCUGGGAGUAGUAAAAUACCCACUCCCUGAUUUCAA